AUGCAAUUCAACGGUAUCUCUUUCCUUCUGGCCACGCUGCCGUUCUUGAGCGGAUUAGUCGAGGCAGGAUGCACCAAUGUUGGCGGAGGAGUUGGAGGCAACCCCUUGAAAUGCACAGCGUACAACGCACCCAGGAAUGUCGGCUCAUCCGUCAAUGGCCCACUCAACUCUCUUACGAUUUCACGAGUUGAGGACGACACGAAAUUUCCCGAUUGGAGGUUCUACACUUUCAAGAACAACAUGAACUACGACAUCAACUUUGCCGUCCAAUUCUGGAAUCCCAACACACAGCAGAACAACUGGCAAACCUACACUCUGUCACCUGACGAGAAGUGCGACGUGCAUUUUCUUUCUACGCUUCAAAAUUUCAAGCUCACUUGCUGA
Messenger RNA from Colletotrichum siamense, 384 nucleotides. RefSeq lists its product as uncharacterized. Bases 1 to 384 code for a protein of 127 amino acids. The record is from RefSeq and is a predicted model, not a curated record. The transcript has 2 exons. NCBI's taxonomy places the organism in Eukaryota, Fungi, Ascomycota, Sordariomycetes, Glomerellales, Glomerellaceae.